AUGGGUAAUAAAACAGGAAAAAACUUUUUUUCUCAAUUAUGGAAAAGAAGUUCUACAAAUUCUUCAAAAUUCUUUCUAACAAUACCAUCAAAUGAGCAGAUAGCUCUUGAGACAUUUUUGCUCGUCUGGCUGGAUCCUCACGUAAAUACAAGUGAUGAGAAUAGAGAAACUCAAGUUAAAUUACGAAAAGUUCUCACGUGUUUGUACACAUUUGACAAUGUCACGACAUGCGAAAAAUGGCUCAAAGAAUAUGAUGCCAAUGAAAAACUCAUAUUAAUUGUAUCGGGUGCGUAUGGUAACCAAAUUGUUCCUAAAGUUCAUUAUUUACCUACAAUCAUUUCUAUAUAUGUUUAUUGUUUGGAUGUUAAUCGUAAUAAAACUUGGUCGAUGGAUUAUUCGAAAGUUCAAAGUGUUGUUUCAGAUACAGACGAGCUUCUAAAACAAAUAUCAAUGCAUCAAAAUAACCUUGAAAAUGUUGAAGAUUCAAAAGCAUUACAAACAUACUCUCUUGAUAUUAAAAUUGCUUCAUAUACAUGGUAUAAUCUUCUACUUGAAAUUCUUCUGUCAUCGGAUUAUUUACCAUCGAGUAGUACAUUUCGUGAGUUUAUUCAAAUUCUUCGAGAAUAUUGUUCUAAUGAUGAGUACGGGUCAAGUCUAAUAACUACAUUUGAAAAAACCUAUGAUUCACAAGACGCUGUUCUAUGGCUGACAAACGAUACACCACUGGUACGUUUUGUUAAUAAAGCAUUACGUGAACAAGACAUCAAUAUGUUAUUUGUUUUGCGUUUCCUUCUGAUUGAUAUUCAUAAACAACUGAUGAAACAUCAAGCAAAUUCAUUGCGUGUAUUUCGAAUACAACAGAUGAUGAAAUCACAAAUGGACCAUAUUUUAGCGAAUCCAGGUCAAAUAUUAACAUUUAAUGGGUUUCUAUUUGCAUCUACAGACAAAAAUAAAUUGAUUUCUACUAUGAAAGCGGAUGAUCAAUUUGAAACAGUUCUGGUUGAUAUAAAAGCAACAUAUCGUCCUGGUGUAGCAUCUUUUGCUGUUCUUUCUGAUAUAAAUUCUGAUAUUAGUAAGCAAAUAGGUCACGAGGUACUUUUUAUGUGCGAUUCAAUAUUUCGAAUUGGUUCACUAACACUACGCAAUUCAAUUUGGGUACUUGAGCUAACGUUAAUCGGCGACAAUGACCUGAAUGAAUUAUCGAAAAUGAAAGAACAAUUAAAAUGCGAUCUUAAUUUAUGCAUUAUAAGUGAUUUGCUUCAUUAUUGCGAAAAGCCAGAUAAGGCGAUAGCUUAUUGCCAACGCCUUUCCAAUGAAUUGCCAAAACAGCAUGCUUUAAUGCCACGAAUAAAUAAAGAAUUAUCGAAGACAAGUCGUCAAACAAAUUCAUGUAAAUGA
This is a messenger RNA of Rotaria socialis, 1398 nucleotides long. Lineage: Eukaryota; Metazoa; Rotifera; Eurotatoria; Philodinida; Philodinidae. The record is from the annotation of a GenBank genome assembly.